Molecule: messenger RNA, 1524 nt
Organism: Coffea arabica (coffee)
Lineage: Eukaryota; Viridiplantae; Streptophyta; Magnoliopsida; Gentianales; Rubiaceae
Product: transcription factor bHLH25-like
Molecular function (GO): protein dimerization activity
Source: RefSeq, a predicted model, not a curated record
AUGGAGGUAAGUUUCCAAGCAGCAUCUUUUCCACUUCUUUCUAAAUAGACCUGCUAGGGGGAGUUGAGCGAGGAGAGUCGUUGACUGUUUUCCAUUAGUUUGCUAAACUGAGAAGCAAAAGCAUUAGUUGAUCUUCAUUACUGGGCAGCAUGGACAUGGCCGGCUUCAACAAUCAAUAUAUAAUCAACUCAUGGCCAGAUGAACAAGUCGAUGAUGGAUUUUUCGGCAUCAAACCUUUUCUUUCCGAGGUUUUCCCCGCAAUACCAUAUUGUAAUUCAGAAAGUAUUCCGAUUCAGAUGCCUCAGACUUGCAUGAAACAGAAAUUCAAGCAGCUUAACGACACCAAUUUGAGCCCUUCACACCCUACUGUUGAAUCAAGCCAAAAGGGCUCAUCUCCAUUCUCUACAACUCAAUUUAUUUCUUUUGGAAAAUCAAGUCCAUACUCAUCAGAUGGUGAGAAAUUAUACGAAGAUGAUAUUGUUUACAAUAGCAGAAGCCCCAUAAGGAGAACGCCAAUUCAAGCUCAAUAUCAUGUUGCGGCAGAAAGGAAGCGAAGAGAAAAGUUGAGUGACCUCUUCAUAGCUCUUUCAAAACUUGUUCCAGGCCUCAAAAAGCUGGACAAAACUUCUGUCCUUGAAGAUGCAACCAAGCACAUUGAAGAGCUUCAAGAACGUUUAAAGACUCUAGAGGAAGGGGAAAAGAACAACUCCACAGCACCUAAUACCAUGGUAGAAAGAUGUAUCAUCUCUACAUGCAGUGAUAAUACUUCUUCCUUCAAAGGCACCACGCUUGAACAAAUCCCCGAGAUCAAGGUCAAGAUCCAAGGCAAAAGCGUGCUUAUAAAAAUCCUAUGCGAGAAAAAAUACUAUGGAUCCAUAUCAAGUAUGUCAACCGAACUCGAGAAGCUACAUCUUACCAUCCUGGAUACCAGAAUCUUAAGAUUUGGUUCUUGUACACUUGACAUCACUCUUAAGGCUCAGAUGGACAGUGCAUUCUCCGUAACAGUGGAGGACAUCAUAGAGCAUCUUCAACUUGGCAUAUUCCAGUUGCAAUCGUGACGCUAAACAGGACCAUUCAUGAAGAAUAUAUUCACUUUAAAUUCUCCUAAUAUUUUUUUUUAAUUUCACCAUAUAGUCUGUCUAUAGAUCAAGGCCAUUUUGCUCAUCAGUCACUUGAUAUUCAUGGUGCUUGCAGAUGGGUUUUUCAGUUUCUUAAACUUGUUAAUUACCAUCCCUUUUUGCAUGGUUGAUCUUAAUUUGACCAUGUUCAAUUUCCCACAUGUUCUAAAUCUAUGGAUUAGACCGAGUGAAAAUGAGCCUUUUUGGACGUUAUAGCGAGUGCUUGACCUUUUUGAAAAUUUCCUCCCUCGUGUGUCGUGAUUCAUGCCUUACCAUUAGAUUAGACAAAACAAUACGUGUUUUCAAAUGACUUCUAGAAGGCUUCUUCAGCUGUCGCUGUAAUAUACUAGCAUUUUCUGCAGCUUAUUAUCUACAAUUGAUGUAGUGGAAUUCUUCCAAUUUGAUA